Ilex paraguariensis (yerba mate) is the source of this 258-nucleotide messenger RNA. The record is from the annotation of a GenBank genome assembly. NCBI's taxonomy places the organism in Eukaryota, Viridiplantae, Streptophyta, Magnoliopsida, Aquifoliales, Aquifoliaceae.
AUGGAUUCUGUGAAUCCAAUGGAGGCACCUUCUUCUAAAGGGCACAAAUGCAUUUGCACCACUGCUAGGCUCCAGCGACCAAGGCUCUUCGUCGUCUUCGAUCAGGCUCAGCACCACCACCGUCGUCUUCGACCAAGGCUCAGCACCACCACCACCGUCUUCGACCAAGGACUCUUCGUCGUCUUCAACCAAGGACUCAGCACCACCACCGCCACAACUCCAGCGAUUAGGCUCCAGUCCAAGGAUCUUCGACUGUAA